AUGAGGACGAAGAACAUUGAGGGAGGAGCAUCUCAUAAAGGUUCUCGGGCCCCGAAGACCACAGUUGCAAAGGGUACGAAAGAUAACUCUUCAGUGGCUUCCUCAAGCUCAAAACAACGGAAGCCAGGAAACGAAUAUCGGGUCCUAUGGCUAGUGGGGUGUUCAGGAGGGUGUGGAAACAACGACAAGUGUGCUGAAUGGUAUAACGUAGGAAUGCACGACACGGUGAAAGCAAAGGUAAAGAAGCUGGGACAGGCCAUUACUUGUGGCCUUAGCGGAGAGAUGGUGGGACACUACCCACACCUUCCAUUUCGAUGA
Prunus armeniaca (apricot) is the source of this 318-nucleotide messenger RNA. Lineage: Eukaryota; Viridiplantae; Streptophyta; Magnoliopsida; Rosales; Rosaceae. The record is from the annotation of a GenBank genome assembly.